AUGACAAAAAUCAGUGAGUCUAAUGUAACUGUUCCUCCUGUGAAAAAUUCUUCUAUUACCAGUGUGCACCAGGGAUGUACAUGGAGUUUAAGUGAUUUCCCACCAUUAGAAUCUGCACAUUUCAACUUCCCUUUUCACAAUAAUGUGUCGUGCUAUAGUGAGGCUCAGGCUGGUUACAAGCCUAGGCACUAUUCAGUGGCUGAAGAAAUGGAGAGUGGCUCCUUUGUGGCCAAUUUAUUAAAAGAUCUGGGACUGGAGGUAGACGAACUAGCUUUGAGGGGUGCCAGGCUGGUUUCUAAAGAAAAAAGAUUGCGUUUGCAGUUGGAUAGGCAGACUGGAGAUUUAUUAUUAAAUGAGAAACGGCACUGGGAGGAGUUGUGCGAUCCUACUGAGCCCUAUGUACUACCUUUCCAGGUGUUAUUGGAAAGUCCCUUGCACUUUUUCCAGGCUGAGCUCUGGAUUAGGAACAUAAGUGAUCAUUCCCCUGUUUUCUUGGAUAUAAUUUUGAAAAUUUCGGAAAUUAUUGCUCCUGGAACUACUUUCCUAAUAGAACGUGCGCAAGACUUAGAUGUAGGAAGCAAUAGCCUCCAAAAUUACACAAUCACUCCCAAUUACUAAUUUCAUCUUAAAUUACAAGACAGUCCCAAUGGCAUAUUGCCACAGUUAGUGCUGGACAAAGCGUUGGAACGCGAGGAACAGCCUGAAAUCAGGUUAACUCUCUCUGCGUUGGACCGUGAAACUCCCCGGUCUGGCACUGUCCUGAUCCGCAUUGAAGCUGCGGACAUCAAUGACAACGCUCCUGAGUUUGCAAAACUGCUCUACGAGGUGCAGGUCCCAGAGAACAGUCCCAUUGGAUCCCAGGUUGCCACUGUCUCUGCUAGGGAUUUAGACGUUGGAAUUAAUGAAGAAACAUCUUAUGUACUUUCUCAAGCUUCUGAAGACAUUCGAAAAACGUUUCAAAUAAAUGCAAAAUCGGGAGAACUCCUUUUAGCUCAGAAACUGGAUUUUGAAUCCAUUCAGACUUGCACAGUAACUAUUCAGGCGGCAGAUCGUUGGGGCCUUUCUGGAAGUUGUGUAGUAUUUGUCCAAGUGAUGGAUUUGAAUGACAACCCUCCAGAAGUGACAAUGUCAACACUUAUCAAUGAGAUUCCAGAAAACUUGCUGGAAACCAUAAUUGCUGUAUUCAGUGUUUCAGAUCCUGAUUCAGGAGACAACGGAAGGAUGGUUUGCUCCAUCCAAGAUGAGCUUCCUUUUGUCCUGAAGCCCUCAGUUGAGAACUGUCAUACUCUUGUGAAAAACACACCCCUGGACCGGAAGACCAGGUCCGAGUAUAACAUCACCAUAACCGUCACUGACUUGGGUACACCCAGGCUGAAAACUGAGCACAGCAUAAGCGUGCAGGUGUCCGACGUGAACGACAACGCCCCGGCCUUCACGCACACCUCCUACACCCUGCGGGUCCGCGAGAACAACGGCCCCGGCCUGCACAUAGGCAGCGUGAGCGCCACAGACAGGGACGCGGGCACCAACGCCCAGCUCACCUACUCGCUGCUGCCGCCCCCAGAGCCGCACCUGGCCCUCGCCUCGCUCGUGGCCAUCGACGCGGACAGCGGGCAGCUGUUCGCCCUGAGGCCGCUGGACUACGAGGCCCUGCAGGCCUUGGAGUUCCGCGUGGGCGCCGCCGACCGCGGCUCGCCCGCGCUCAGCAGCCAGGCGCUCGUGCGCCUGCUGGUGCUGGACGCCAAUGACAACUCGCCCUUCGUGCUGUACCCGAUGCAGAACGCCUCUGCGCCCUGCACCGAGCUGCUGCCCAGGGCGGCCGAGCCGGGGUACCUGCUCACCAAGGUGGUGGCGGUGGACGGCGACUCGGGCCAGAACGCAUGGCUGUCCUACCAGCUGCUCAAGGCCACGGAGCCCGGGCUCUUCAGCGUGUGGCCGCACAAUGGCGAGGUGCGCACCGCCAGGCUGCUGAGCGAGCGCGACGCGCCCAAGCACAGGCUGCUGGUGCUGGUCAGGGACAAUGGCGAGCCGCCGCUGUCUGCCAGCGUCACGCUGCACGUGCUGCUGGUGGAUGGCUUCUCCCAGCCCUACCUGCCGCUGCCGGAAGCGGCGGCCGAGCAGGGGCGGGGCGACGCGCUCACCUUGCACCUGGUGGUGGCCUUGGCGUCGGUGUCGUCGCUCUUCCUCUUGUGUGUGCUGGUGUUCGUGGCGGUGCGGCUGUGCAGGAGGAGCAGGGCGGCCUCUGUGUCUGGCUGUGCGGUGCCCCAGGGCCACUUUCCGGGCCACCUGGUGGAUGUCAGCGGUGCGGGGACCCUGUCCCACAGCUACCAGUAUGAGGUGUGUCUGACAGAAGGCUCUGGGACCAGGGAGUACAACUUCCUGAGAUCGAUUAUCCCCAAUCGUGUGAUUCAAGGUACUUAG
Molecule: messenger RNA, 2421 nt
Organism: Castor canadensis (American beaver)
Lineage: Eukaryota; Metazoa; Chordata; Mammalia; Rodentia; Castoridae
Source: RefSeq, a predicted model, not a curated record